Didymodactylos carnosus is the source of this 1821-nucleotide messenger RNA. The record is from the annotation of a GenBank genome assembly. Lineage: Eukaryota; Metazoa; Rotifera; Eurotatoria; Philodinida; Philodinidae.
AUGCCACCAAAUCACGAAAUCGUUGAAAUUAGUUUAACAUGCGAAGGAAACUUUCUUGAUCCCACAUUGAAGCAAAAAUUAUAUGAUAUCAAAGAUAAAUUGCAGCAUAUUUUGCAUACUGGUCGCCAUCAACAUUUCGAACUGAAGAAAAUUGAACCUUGGAACAGUGUGAAAGUCACAUUCGACAUUCCCAAAGAAGCUGCUGAUCGCCUAAAAUUGCUCGCUAUUCAAGGAAAUAAACGUCUGAAAGAACUGGGCAUAUUGUCUGUUGAAAUUGGUCAUUCAUCCGCUAUUUCAUUGAAACAAAAUGAUAAUACAACAAAUACGAACAGUAUUGAUUCACAACGAAAAUUUUCUCCUACCUCAAAAAAUAUUGUUGGAUUAUUAUGUGACAAUUUACAUCACUCACUUUCUACACCAUCGGCGACUUCCUCAACGACAGAAUUGCCAUAUCUGGGCGUCAGCAAUGACACAAUCUCAACCGGACGAAGAAAAGGAACAGAUCAACAACCGACUCAACGUCGCCGUACAAGGGACCCGUCUACAACAACAAAGCGAAGAAAGCGGACGAAAGCAUCCGAUUCAAAUGCCCAACAAAUUACAACUGCUAGUGAUUCAAAAUUAUCUACAAAAGCAAUGGUUCAGGCGUCUACUUCCGAUACAGCAAUUUAUAAUAAUAACAAUAAUAAUACACUAUUAUCGGAUACUUGUAAUCAAUCGUCAUCUUCUACGAACAUUGAUCAGUAUAUUAAUUCGAACAACAAAUCAGGAACAGUAUCAUAUCCAACUAACUCAGGAGCAAUUCAUGGUCAGCAUCAACAUACUCAACGAACAACAACAAAUGAUAUUAAAACCGUUUGUCCACAACAGAAUUCAGCACUCUCACCAACAUUCACCAGGCCAUUAUCAACAGCAGGAACAAAUCAAAAAUUUCAAUAUAUUCACAAACGAACGAAUUCUCUAUCACCCACACAACAUCAAACAACAUCAGAUGAUUUAUCGGUUAGUGGACGACCAAUGCAGAUAGGAAGUACACCAAGCUAUCACUCUCCCCAUCCCCAACAACAACAGCAACAGUUUCAUCAUCCGUUACAUCCUCAUUUACAGCAACAUAAUAUGCUUCCUUCUCACACACAACAAAACCAACAAAAAACAAUGCCAAUGCCAACAUAUAACUCCUCUCAUCCAAAUAACCAGAAUGCAACAGGUGUUUAUGUUAGAAAUAAUAGCCAGCCAUCACAAACAAGUCCAUGCUCGAUGAGGCAAAACAACGUCACUACUAAUAUGGGCUCGUAUAUGAAUAAUGCUGAACUCGCACGCAAACAGAAUUUGUCCCGUUCAACUUCGGCAAAUUAUACGAACAAUAACGAUAUGAAUUGUAAUAAUGAUCUGUUAAAUAACGAUGUAUGGCUCUCCUAUCCUGAUCAACAACAACAUCCCAUUUAUAAAACAAAAUUAAAUGGUAUGCAUAUGUCACCUCCAUCAUCCACAAUGUCAAUGAAUACACCACCGUCGCUUGAUUAUAUUCGUACGUUACUACCCAAUAAUAAUGCAUUAGUCGAUCCACAACAAGGCGGAAAUCUUUUAUUAGCUUCUCCGCUUGGGCAAACAAAGUAUAGUGGCGUUUCCUCAUUGUUUUGUAAACACCAACAAAAUUCAUCAUACGGUAUGAUGUUACCAUCACCGAAUACGAGACCAGUCUGUUCAGUACCGUCCUCGAAUUUUAAUCCAAAUAAUCCUUCAUCGAUGUUAAUGUUAAAUACCACAAACACUGGACGUACGUCAGCCAAUUCAGUCGUGGGGGUUUUUGGUAAGGAUUGA